This is a messenger RNA of Durusdinium trenchii, 1023 nucleotides long. The record is from the annotation of a GenBank genome assembly. Lineage: Eukaryota; Dinophyceae; Suessiales; Symbiodiniaceae.
AUGAAUAGAGUACGUUUGGUGUCGUUCAGCUUUGGUGAGCCAUGCCUGAAGCAAUAGAGGCGAGACUCUUGAAACAAGAUUUGCAGCCCAGAGAUCGGAAGCGCGUUCAAGAUGCUGUCAAUACAUAUUACAACCUUCAUGUGAAAUUCAAUAAGGACAAAUCCUUGACAGAAGAAGAGAAGUGGACAAUAUUUGCCAAGAUUUUGAAGACUAAAUUGGAUCAACAUUUGGGGGCGGAUUGGCAUGUUGCGAUUGGCAAUGCUAUGGGCUAUGCAUGCAAAGUUCGUCAGAAGGCCAUGGGUGUUUGGAAGUUUGGGGAUGGCUGUGUCGUGCUCAUUUGGAAAUCUCCUGGGAUCGAGCCGGCUCCAGAAACUGACGCAGACAAUGUGACUGAGAAGGUGGAAGCUCCAAAGUCAAAACCCUUGAAAGCAAAGGUUAUUUUUCAGAGUGAGGAGGUGUCGGAGAUCAUUGAUGCUGUUCGUGAAGAGCUUCCUACUUUAGGGAAGGACCUGAAGGAUGAACAAGUGGUAGCCACAGCAGUGCGAAAGCGACUCACAGCAAAAUUUGGCACGAUAUGGCACGUACUCACAGGAUCAAAAUUCGUUGUCGAAGUGGCCACAAACUCUCGCAAUCACUUUUGCAUAGAGGUCGGUGGCAUGCGGCUUGUUGGCUUUCAACAUGAACAGCUCAACACCGGGCUGCUCUCAUCGCUGGAUUUUACGAGGUUGCUGACAACAUUGCCAUAUCUUCUGAUGACACUGUUGUGCUUUGCUUACAUGGGGCUCUCUUCACUUUGCAAGGAUGGCGUGGCAGUGCAACAAGGAUCCUGGAUGGGCCAUUUGCGUGAACAAUUAUGCCACGAGAAUUGGGAGAUGUCAUUGCGAACCCUUGGCGUCAUUGUCAUUGUGUCAGCUUUCUGCACGAGAACCCUCCCUCGUUUCUUGCCGAAGUCUUAGCCAGUUUUGAAUUCCAUGCGAGAUGGGGCCCAGCAGACGCUACUCCGCUACUCCUUGUGACGAAAAA